AUGAUGAUGAUGAGAAAAACCGAGGCGUGUGGAGUAAGGGCAGGUGUUGGGUACAGUGAAGGAGAGAAUUGCAAAGAUCAGAAAAUGAAGGGUCUUACUAAUAAUAAUAAUAAUAAUUCGGAUACAAUCGGGUUGACCCGAGAUCUCGUCAACGGCUUCUCCACUGUCAACAAGAAGAAAAGAUUGCCCAGACAGAGACGCUCCUCCAUCAACCUUCUUCACCGCUUCUUUUUCCGAAACUCCUCCUCCUCCUCCUCCUCCUCCUCCUCCUCGCACGUGCCUCAUCCCCUUCCUAAUGCCUCUCUACCUCCCGCACGUGGGAUUGAUCCAGGAAGGCUUAGAUUCCUUUUCCAAAAGGAGCUCAAAAACAGUGAUGUUAGCUCUCUCAGAAGAAUGAUCCUCCCUAAGAAAGCUGCGGAAGCUCACCUUCCUGUACUCGAAUCAAAAGAAGGAAUGCUUAUCAGUAUGGAUGACUUGGAUGGCCUGCGUGUUUGGAGCUUCAAAUACAGGUUUUGGCCUAAUAACAACAGCAGAAUGUAUGUACUUGAGAAUACCGGGGACUUCGUUAAUACACAUGGGCUACAACUUGGAGACUACAUCAUGGUCUAUCGAGAUAAUGAGAACCAAAAUUAUGUGAUUCAGGCAUCCAAAAAGAGUAGUGUUUAUGCUAAUCAUCAGGAACAAGAUCAUCAUCAUCAUCAUCAUCAUCAUCAUCAUCAUCAUGUCGUGUACACUGACAAUAUAGCAGAUCAGAGUAGUACUGCUGAAGCUGCUCAUGAUGAUCAUGUACUGAUCACCAAGCAAGAUGAUCAGGUGGUAGACGUUCCUCAUAUUGAUAAAGACCAGUACGAGGCUAACAGUAGCACAACGUCGUCUAAUAAUUGCUGGUACAUGAACAUGAACUUGAACUUCCCUUUUUUGGAGUCUGUGGACGAGACAAGCAUGUCCUUCGUCUACGACACCACCAACUUCCAAAACGACAAUCUGCUUGACUUCUUGGGAGGAUCCAUGACUCAUUACAACUAUUCCAGAUCAAAUGCUGCUUUUGAGAGUUUUGGAUCUGUGGACAACUUGUCCCUUGACGACUACUAUUAA
This is a messenger RNA of Morus notabilis, 1095 nucleotides long. RefSeq names its product B3 domain-containing transcription factor FUS3. The transcript has 6 exons. The record is from RefSeq and is a predicted model, not a curated record. The coding region runs from base 1 to 1095 and encodes 364 amino acids. Gene Ontology annotation, molecular function: DNA-binding transcription factor activity; DNA binding. Lineage: Eukaryota; Viridiplantae; Streptophyta; Magnoliopsida; Rosales; Moraceae.